Molecule: messenger RNA, 627 nt
Organism: Suillus clintonianus
Lineage: Eukaryota; Fungi; Basidiomycota; Agaricomycetes; Boletales; Suillaceae
Exons: 2
Coding region: 1-627 (208 amino acids)
Source: RefSeq, a predicted model, not a curated record
AUGAUAAAAUUGACACAAAUACUGGAAGACUUCCCUUGGUAUGACAAGCUAGCUUCAAUCCUAGGGACCAAUCCAGUGCUGUCUCUAAAGACAGUCUCAUCCCAGCCUGGAAUGGACCACGCUGCUAACUACUUUCGAAUCUCGUGCAUGGCAGGAAGUUUGUACUCACAGGGCCCACAAUCUGAUAGCACCCAAUAUGGGGGCUAUGCUUCUAGCACUCACUCUGCUGCUCAACCUCAGCCGUCUCCUCCACCUGCCCCUCAGUAUGCUCCUCCUCCACCUGCUCCCCAGUAUGCUGCUCCUCCGCCGGCUCCUCAGUAUGCUGCUCCUCAGCCAGCUCCUCAGCCUCACCUUGCUCCCUCUGGCACUACAUAUGGGGGUGCUGGCUAUUCUGCUGGCACUGAGCACCCUCAAUUCAACUAUUCCACUGGCGCUCAGCGCCCUUAUCAUCAGCACUUUGGCACUGACCCCCCAGCACUGUCCGUACUCACACCAACGUGCCCCCAUGCCCCCCAUUCCCUUGACAACGACUCUGAUCUCCCAGACACUCUCAGCCUAUACCUUCAAGACAACAAUUUAUUGUUGCAAUGGGAGCUGAAUGGGCCGCUUCUAGAGGCUCCUGAGUGA